Dibothriocephalus latus is the source of this 267-nucleotide messenger RNA. NCBI's taxonomy places the organism in Eukaryota, Metazoa, Platyhelminthes, Cestoda, Diphyllobothriidea, Diphyllobothriidae. The record is from the annotation of a GenBank genome assembly.
UCCGCCGCGCUAGAAGCGGAGAAAGCCAAAGCAGGCGAACUCCUGAAGAGCGCCGGGGAGUCCCUUACAGACGAGAAAUCGAAAGAGGAGCCCUCCGAGGAGCCGAAAGCGGCGGCCGAACCCCAUGAGGAAGAGAAGAAGGAGGAAGAGAAAAAGGAGGAUGCUUCAGAAGUGGAGUCAAACUGGGCUGGUCUUACGUGGGCGCAAGAGGAAAUAUGCACAUGGAAUACGGAAGAGCGGUCUUCGGCCAAGUUCUUCGAACUCUAA